Messenger RNA from Cotesia congregata, 984 nucleotides. The record is from the annotation of a GenBank genome assembly. Lineage: Eukaryota; Metazoa; Arthropoda; Insecta; Hymenoptera; Braconidae.
AUGCCGAGGCGCGAAGUUUUCAUUCUUAUCUUUGUAUUUUUUACGAUUACGCUCAGCUAUGCGAGCAUUAUCUUGCAUGAGCGCCAUGCACCUGCUGGCAAGAUGGCUCCAGACUCGAUAACUAAUUACAUCUUCAAAGGAAUAGGAAAAAUUGUACCACCGUCUAUAAUUAUUUCAGAUUGCGUGUUUGUGACAUCAGAGCCUGGAAAAUUUAUCUACGAGUCGCAAAGUGACGAGCCUACAGUCUGCGGAGUUUAUUUGAUAACUGAUCCAGAUAAACGAAUAGAAGUUAAUUUUCUAUCCUUCGACGUUCCUUGUGAGCAAGACGGCCUUGUAUCGUUUGUUGACGGCUGGGAGUUAAAUGGGGAGUUUUUCCCGCCAGAGAAUGACCACGAGCUGCCAUUCGAGAAAAGAGUCACCGAGUUCUGCGGACCGAGAGUUAGCCACACGUUUUUAAGUUCUCAAAACAGCGCUCUUGUGCAGUAUAGAGUUCCGUUCAAGGGCAAGGGCUUCACUAUGUUUGUUCGCUACCGGAAAAACCCGUUUCCUUGUAACAUCCUAGUAAACAGUACAAUGGACACCUUUACCCUACGGAACUUCGGUGAGCGAAAAAAUUGCACUCUAGCUACAAUCUACCCCUCCGCAGUCCAGAUCGUGGCACUGAACGUCGGAACCAAGAAACUAAAGGGCCCCAGCUACUUACGGCAACUCGACGCAGGAAUAAUUCACCACUGCGACAAGCACCGAUUGAUGGACCAGGUUUUAAUCGGCGGAUCCAACGGUCUUGACACUUCCAAAUUCGAGCUUCUAGAUUCCGUCUGCGGAUUCACUUCCAAGCCUGAGCGGAGCUUCAAGCUUAUUGGCUGCGGAGUUACCGCGAUCAGGCUGACCUCUAGCGGAAUUUUCGACAACUCAGUUAGCGUUUUUGUACGUCCGGCAAUUGAUGAGGAAAUUAUGAAUUCUAAUUUAAUAUGCGGACUCUAA